Molecule: messenger RNA, 2556 nt
Organism: Podospora pseudopauciseta
Lineage: Eukaryota; Fungi; Ascomycota; Sordariomycetes; Sordariales; Podosporaceae
Exons: 2
Coding region: 400-2556 (718 amino acids)
Molecular function (GO): carboxypeptidase activity
Source: RefSeq, a predicted model, not a curated record
AUUGUUUAUCAACCCGCGACCACAGAAGCUGUUGGUUGGACUGUUCUCCUCUACUUUCCCUCUGAUCCGGUUGGCUGGAACGCCGCAAUAGGAAGGUCCAAGGAAUAUUUCAUCUUGAUCAUGGCAGCCCACGCCAUGGCAUCAUUCGUCAUCUUGCCCCAGACUGGAAGCUGGCUUGUAGCUGCGUCUUGCAGCAUCACAAGAGUCCGGUCCGUCCACUCAGAUUAACUCACCAACGGUGACAAGGACCAAGUCUGGGAUGGUUGAUUUCGACAACAUCACCUCUCGCGGCAACUGGCAUGCAAUGCUGCAGCUCUGUUGGGAGGCUUCCGGGCGAUAUAUCAUGACUGGCCUCUCCCACCGCCCUGGACUUGGGUCUUGUUCCGCACUCGCUCUGUCAUGAUGCUGGUCAAAUAUCACUUCACGGUCGGGUUCGCUCUCUCGUUCUCGUCGUUGGCAUCCGCCUGCCUUCGCGAGUUCAACUCGGAGCAUGUCCACACCCAUCGCAAACCCAUACUGCGAAGACAAGCGGUGUGGCCACCUGUCUUGACUGAGCAAGAGACGAUCUUGUCCAACUCUUUUGAUGCCAACAGCAUCGAUGACUGGGCGAAAUAUUACGGCAAUCAAGUCAAGUUGGCUGGUUUGGGGCGUGAGGCCGCCGAGUGGACCAGAGACCGUUGGGCAGAGAACGGCUUCACGUCUGCGUUGAAAGAGUAUCAUGUGUAUCUCAGCUAUCCAGUACGCCAGUCUCUGGCCAUCGCUUACAGCAAUGGGACAAGAGCGGAAGUCCACGUCCAAGAGCCCGCCCUGGCAGAGGACCCAGUGACGGGACGGGAGGAUGCGAUCUCGAACUUCCAUGGAUACUCAGCCUCCGGUAACGCCACUGGCGAAUAUGUUUAUGUUGGACGGGGAACGCACGCCGACUUUACUCGCCUCGUGGAACUGGGGGUUGAGCUGGAGGGCAAGAUCGCAUUAAUCAGAUACGGCUCCAUCUUUCGGGGUUUGAAGGUCAAGAAUGCGCAGGACCACGGCAUGAUCGGUGCCAUCAUUUUCACCGAUCCUGGUGAUGACGGAAACGUCACCGUUGCCAACGGCUAUGAAGCGUACCCCCAUGGACCCGCCAGACACCCUGACGCUGUACAGAAAGGGUCAGUUCUCUUUCUCUCCACCUAUCCUGGCGACCCAACCACUCCGGGCUAUCCCUCUGUUGAGGGAGCACCACGUGCAGACACAUCCUCCGUCACUCCCCAGAUUCCCUCUCUGCCCAUAUCCUAUGCUGCUGUCCUCCCACUGUUGCAAGCUCUCGACAGCCAUGGUUUGGAGGCAAGCCAAGUCAACCGCACCGCUUGGAAGGGUGCACUGGACGCCGAAUACCGCACUGGACCUGCACCUGGUGUGACGCUGUCCCUUGAGAAUCUCAUGGAGGGCAAAAUUACGCCAAUCUGGAAUGUGAUUGGCUAUAUCAAUGGGACGAAUCCAGAUGAGACUCUGGUAAUUGGCAACCACCGGGAUACCUGGAUGAUUGGUGGUACGGGAGACCCUAACUCGGGUUCCGCCAUACUCGCAGAGUUGGCCAGAGCAUUUGCCAAGCUUACUGCCACGGGGUGGAAGCCGCGCCGAAAUAUUGUUCUGGCGUCGUGGGAUGCGGAAGAGUACGGUCUUGUUGGGUCGACAGAGUGGGUGGAGGAGCACGUCAACUGGCUCACGGAAACUGCGGUGGCAUACCUCAACAUCGAUGUUGCCGUGAGCGGGCCGAGGCCCAGUCUGGAUGCGACGCCAGAACUUCACACUAUUGGAACAGAAAUCAUGAAGAAGGUCGUUCACCCCAAUGCGGGUGGCUUCGACAUUUCCCUCUAUGACGCCUGGCAGAGAGAAUCGAGCACGGGAUCCGGCCGUCACGUUGGCGUCCUGGGAAGCGGCAGCGACUACACUACCUUUCUGCAUAGAGGUGUAAGCGCAUUGGAUGUUGGCUCAAGUGGCGGUGCUGGAGAUCCCAUCUGGCAUUACCACAGCAACUACGACUCUUACAACUGGAUGUCCAAGUUUGGAGACCCGGGAUUCAAGGUGCAUGCUGCCAUGGGUCAGUAUCUGAGCUUGCUCGCGCUGCACAUUGCGGAUGAUGAAAUCUUGCCCUUUGAUCUCCCCAACUAUACCGAAGAGCUAAGAGGGUAUUAUGAGGAUUUGAGAGACUUGAUCGGGGAUGAGACCCUCGACACUUCCGAACUGGCCGCCGCGAUUGACGUUUUUGAGAAGAGUGCCAAGCAGGUUAAGGAGCUGGAGGCUUUGGCCAAGACAUGGAAGGAUGAAAACUUGAUCAAGGUGGUCAAUAAGAAGUAUCGAGACUUCCAGCGCGGAUUUGUAUCGCAGGGAGGAUUGCCCAAUCGCGAGUUUUACCGUCAUGUGGUGACAGCCCCUGGGCUCGACACAGGGUAUGCCGCCAUUACCUUCCCUGGCGUGUCCGAGGGAGUGCAGUACGGGAAUCUAACCGUCGCCGCUGAGUGGGUGUCCAAAACUGCCCAAGGCAUUCUGCGGGCUGCCGCCAUUCUCAAGACUUGA